CGUUAUUGUGUACGACUGAAACAUUUUUGCUUUUAAUAAACUUUUUAAGUGUUAUCAUAUAAAUGCUGUGACUCGGUAUGGGGCUAGAAAAUUAAUUUUGGCAGAAUUAUUCACUCACACGAGUUAAGCUAGUAAAACUCACCCCACUCCCCUCUAUAUAAACCCAGCCCGUAGUACCAUUCCAACUCACUCAAGCGCCCAACUCUAGUGAUCAGAAAACCCAUUCCUACACAUAAUUCCUUAUCUUCUCGAUAGUGCAUUAUGGCAUCUGCAGUGAUGAAGCUUACUUUGGUGGCUCUCAUGUGCAUUGUGGUGGCCGUCCCCGUCGCACAGGCCAUCACUUGCGGCCAAGUGACCUCAAACGUGGCACCGUGCUUCAGCUACGUCAAGAGUGGUGGCGCUGUCCCUGCCGCUUGCUGCAACGGAGUCCGCAAGCUCAACAGCAUGGCCAAGACCACUGCCGACCGCAAAGCAACUUGCAAUUGCCUAAAGAACGCAGCUGGAAGUAUUAAGGGACUUAACCCUAGCCUCGCCGCUGGUCUUCCCGGCAAGUGUGGUGUCAACGUUCCCUACAAGAUCAGCACUUCCACCAACUGCAACAAUGUGAAAUGAAGAGCUUGACGGAGUCAUUUUUCGGCCCGCAGAGAUCGUAUCAUUAUUAACGUGAGAAUAAAAUUAUGGGUGUUUAUGAGAUCCAUUUGAGAUUCCUCGUGUGGGAAUCUUUAAGUUCUUGUUCUGUAUGUCAUCUGCUAGGUCACAGCCUAUGUAGUUCGUCAAUUUAGAAUCAAUAAUAGUACUUCAAUUUUAAGGA
Argentina anserina (silverweed cinquefoil) is the source of this 811-nucleotide messenger RNA. Its product is annotated as non-specific lipid-transfer protein 1-like. The transcript has 2 exons. Gene Ontology annotation, cellular component: membrane. The coding region runs from base 262 to 612 and encodes 116 amino acids. Gene Ontology annotation, molecular function: lipid binding. NCBI's taxonomy places the organism in Eukaryota, Viridiplantae, Streptophyta, Magnoliopsida, Rosales, Rosaceae. The record is from RefSeq and is a predicted model, not a curated record. Gene Ontology annotation, biological process: lipid transport.